AACCGUUUAUUACCAGGAUCUCGUCUCCAAAAAGAUGCCGGGUGAUGCAUCUGUUUCGGAGCGCAACCCUUUUGAUCAAGACCGUCCUAUUUGUGGACGGGGGCUGAACAAGUUGGUUUAUUUUCCCCACCUCUACCUGAGCAAGACUCAAGACAGCACCGACUGGCAGCCUCGUGAGAUACAGGUCGCUUGCUAGUAGGAGGGAUUUAUGGAGCAGAAAAACGACAAAGCGAGAAAAAUUAUUUUCCACUCCAGAAAUUAAUGAUCAUGAGUUCGUAUUUGAUGGACUCUAACUACAUCGAUCCGAAAUUCCCUCCGUGUGAGGAAUAUUCGCAAAACAGCUACAUCCCAGACCACAGCCCCGAGUAUUACAGCCGGACAAGAGGGGACCCGGGCUAUCAACAUCAUCACCAGGAGCUGUUCCCUCCACGGCCAAGCUACCAGGAUCGUCAAUACAGCUGUGGGAACAUCCCCGAUCCGGAGAAUCCAACCGCGCACCAGAGGGGGCAUGGGCACCCCCAAGCCGGGCACCUCCUCGCUUCAAAGCCGCAAGCAGCCCCUUGCGAGCCAGCAGCUCCAUUGCCCAAUACCCCUGCCAUCCCAACGCCUGCACCACCACCUCCCUCCUGCAGCCAGGCAAACCCGGAUCAUCCGAGCGCCGCUGCUUCCACCAAGCAGCCCGUGGUUUACCCUUGGAUGAAGAAAAUCCACGUCAGUACCGUGUCUCCCAGUUUCAAUGGAGCGGAACCAAAGCGGUCUCGGACUGCUUACACCCGACAGCAAGUGUUAGAAUUGGAAAAAGAAUUCCACUAUAACAGGUACCUAACGCGGCGGAGACGCAUCGAGAUCGCCCAUUCCUUGGUGCUUUCUGAAAGGCAGAUCAAAAUCUGGUUUCAGAACAGGAGGAUGAAGUGGAAAAAAGAUCACAGGUUACCCAAUACCAAAGUCAGAUCCUCGGCUUCUUCGGGUUCAUCUACAGCCACGACCGCCGGGUCGUCUGCCGCAGCCGCUGCCGCUCCAAGUGUCUCUGCCACCGAAGAACUCUCACGGCUCACCGCGCAGGAGCCAGCGGAAGACAUUACAAGGCUAUAAAAAGCACACACACACACGCAAAAUUAACUAUACUCGGAAAAAAAACAA
Molecule: messenger RNA, 1140 nt
Organism: Polyodon spathula (Mississippi paddlefish)
Lineage: Eukaryota; Metazoa; Chordata; Actinopteri; Acipenseriformes; Polyodontidae
Product: homeobox protein Hox-C4a-like
Exons: 3
Coding region: 262-1092 (276 amino acids)
Biological process (GO): embryonic skeletal system morphogenesis; regulation of transcription by RNA polymerase II; anterior/posterior pattern specification
Cellular component (GO): nucleus
Molecular function (GO): RNA polymerase II cis-regulatory region sequence-specific DNA binding; DNA-binding transcription factor activity, RNA polymerase II-specific
Source: RefSeq, a predicted model, not a curated record